This is a messenger RNA of Orbicella faveolata, 1648 nucleotides long. Its product is annotated as battenin-like. Lineage: Eukaryota; Metazoa; Cnidaria; Anthozoa; Scleractinia; Merulinidae. Gene Ontology annotation, biological process: regulation of intracellular pH. The record is from RefSeq and is a predicted model, not a curated record. Gene Ontology annotation, cellular component: membrane; vacuole.
UGAUGCUUAAUGCUUUUGCCUCACUAAAAUGCUCGAAAAAAUGCUAGCAUACUGUACAAAAGCCUGAAUUUCACAUGUGAAAACAUUCUGGUGGGUGUGGGGAGGGGUAGGGAGCGGCAAGUCGGGGAGGGUGAGUACUUUAUUGUGAUUAGCAUCGACUAGCAUCCGUUGUUCGAAGGUCUCUGCGUGCAACGAUCGAUGUCUGGGAGAAUUCACCGGAGAAUUUCGUCGUCAGUGGACGACAGAAGUGCAGAGAUAGACCCGUCUUCAAACGUUGCCGAUGGAGAAAGCGACACAACAGAUGUUGUUAGAAGUAACAGAAGUGAAGAAGGGAAAAGUAAAAGGAAUCUUAUUGGUUUCUGGCUUCUUGGGUUGUGCAACAACUUUGGUUAUGUCGUCAUGUUAAGUGCUGCUCAUGACAUCCUUGGGGAAGACAACAGUACCCAGGGACGCCAAACAUCAGAUAAUUCAAGUUUAACUUUAGAGACUGCUGGAUCUUCAAAUUUCUCAGGUGGAUUGGAGUGUAAUCCUCUAUCUACCGGGACUGUUUUAUUGGCUGAUAUUUUACCAACUCUCAUUAUCAAAAUGACAGCUCCAUUUUAUAUGCAAAGAAUACCCUAUAGUGUACGAAUGGCAUUAUGUGUGAUGUUUGCCUUCGCAAGUUUCUUUAUUGUGGCAUUCUCUCAUGCCCUUUGGUUUAGUUUGCUAGGUGUUGUAUUUGCAAGUCUAAGUUCAGGAUUUGGAGAAAUUACACUGCUCAGCUAUUCAGCCCAUUUUGACAAAGAUGUUGUUUCAACAUGGUCUUCUGGUACAGGUGGGGCUGGAGUAUUUGGUGCACUCUCCUAUGCUGGUUUCACAUCUGCUGGAGUUUCUCCAAGGAAUACAGUGUUGAUAAUGAAUGUCAUACCAUUCACAUUCGGAAUCAGCUAUUGGUUCAUCCUGGAACACCCCAAAGAUCUCGCUGAACGUGAACCUUUGCUAGAAACUGCAAGGACCGACAGUGUCACGGAUGCUGACAGCCGAGCUGUUGAUCCGUUAACGUUAAAAACAAAACUUAUAAUAACCAAGUCCCUGCUGAAGUAUAUGUUUCCAUUGUUCUUUGUAUAUUUUGCUGAAUACUUCAUCAAUCAAGGAUUGCAUGAACUGAUUUACUGGAAUAGAAUCUGGUUGACACCUUCAGAGCAGUACAGAUGGUAUCAAGUAGACUAUCAGAUUGGUGUGUUCAUUUCUCGUUCAUCCGUAAACAUUUUUCCUAUCAAAAAGAUCUGGCUUUUGGCCCUCCUACAGCACGUGAAUCUCGUCAUACUUAUAUGCGAAACGUACCUUCAUUUCCUGCCAUCUGUUUGGAUCAUGUUCAUUAUCGUCUUAUAUGAAGGGCUUCUAGGAGGUGCUUGUUAUGUCAAUGCAUUCUACAGGAUCUCACAAGAGGUCCCACAAGAGCACAGGGAAUUCUCAAUGGGUGUGGCCAGUGUGGCGGACAGCUGCGGUAUUGCAGUGGCUGGGGCAGCCGCCCUGCCUACCCAUAAUGCUUUGUGUUCGUACUGGAGAAACAAGGCUGCAAGCUAACGUUUGCUGUAGGCCUGGCAACAAUGUGAUGAAUUUUGCAGCUGAAAUGUACAUAACGAAUUGUGGAAAUGGUCUCUAGAGA